Priapulus caudatus is the source of this 1079-nucleotide messenger RNA. RefSeq names its product proteasome subunit beta type-5-like. The coding region runs from base 61 to 798 and encodes 245 amino acids. Gene Ontology annotation, molecular function: threonine-type endopeptidase activity. Gene Ontology annotation, cellular component: proteasome core complex. The transcript has 6 exons. Lineage: Eukaryota; Metazoa; Priapulida; Priapulimorpha; Priapulimorphida; Priapulidae. The record is from RefSeq and is a predicted model, not a curated record.
CCUUAAUAGCAGCAAAUGCUGGCCUUCAGAGCCAGUUGACUCUAUUACCGAAGUUUAGCAAUGUCUCAAUUCACAACGAGUUUGCCGUACCAGGGUUUUGAAGAUCCUGUUACAUUUCUGCAAGGAUUUACAAAUAAUGACAGUGAUGUAAAGAUAAAAUUCAACCAUGGCACAACAACACUGGCUUUCAAGUUUAAGCAUGGUUGUAUUGUUGCAGUGGACUCCAGAGCCACUGCGGGUCCUUAUAUUGCUUCUCAGACAGUGAAGAAAGUCAUUGAGAUCAACCCAUAUCUCCUCGGAACUAUGGCAGGUGGUGCUGCAGACUGUUCUUUCUGGGAACGAGUUCUGGCGAAGCAAUGCAGAAUAUAUGAGCUUCGGAACAAGGAGAUCAUAUCUGUAGCUGCAGCUUCUAAGCUAUUGGCAAAUAUGGUAUAUGGUUACAAAGGAAUGGGACUUUCCAUGGGCACAAUGAUUGUUGGAUGGGACAAACAAGGCCCCGGUCUGUACUAUGUGGACAGUGAUGGUACCAGGCUCACCAACGAUAUUUUCUCUGUGGGAUCUGGCUCAACGUAUGCAUAUGGCGUGUUAGACAGUGGCUACAGCUAUGACAUGAGCGUGGACGAUGCCAUUGAUCUCGCCCGCAGGGCCAUCUAUCACGCCACACACCGCGAUGCUUACAGUGGUGGUGUCGUCAACCUGUACCACAUGCGCAAGACCGGCUGGGUUAAAGUGUCACAGGAUGAUGUCAUGGACCUGCACUUCAAGUAUCAGGAGGAGAAACUGAAGAAACAUGCAUAGUCGUACUACUAAUUGAAACAGCAUCACCUAUCUGAUGCUGUAACAAAGCAACGACUUAACUCCUUUGAUCACUGUAAUCCGAGUUUUUUUCAUGCAAAAAAUAUUAUACAAAUUAAAGCAUCCUUUCUGUCAGAUCAUUGUGAGUGGCCACUAAGGUAAUGAGUACUCAGUUUAUUGCCUUUCUCUACAUGAUGGUUGGUAAAAAAAUUACACCAGUGUUGUCAUUGUGCUACUGCAUUCUAAUAAAUAACUCUAAAUGCAUACUGUCAGAAAAAAAGAAA